AUGACCGCUGCAUCACCACAUAGGCUAUCUCAGCAGACGAGCGCGUCUGUAUCACAGCCCCUUGGAGGCGGAAACGCAUUGUCACAGCUACAACCAGCCCAGGUCAGAACGCUGAGGGACGGAUUCCAGAUUUUAGAUCGAGAUUGUGAUGGCAUAGUGAAUCGCGAAGACGUCGCUGACAUGUUGAGCCAGUUGGAAACGUUAUGUCAACUGUCGCCCAGCGCCGAGCUGCUUUCGGCAUUCUCUGCUUUUGAUGACGAUGACAGUGGCCAGGUAGACUGGGCCGAGCUCAGAGACGCGCUGCUCAACACGGCGCCAGAGCCUGGCGAGCGACCUCUGGCUGCUGCUGAGGUUGAACGAGUCGUCAAUGGCUUUACCGGCCGACGAGCCUUCAAUCGCAACAUCAAUGCGCAGUUGGGUGCCAAGAAGGGUGAGGUGUUCAAGUAUAACGAGUUUGUCAAUUCCAUCAUGGGAUCUAAUGGGGCGUCGGAAGCAUCGUCGCAAGAUAACUCGGAGGAGCAAUGA
Messenger RNA from Metarhizium acridum CQMa 102, 525 nucleotides. The record is from RefSeq and is a predicted model, not a curated record. NCBI's taxonomy places the organism in Eukaryota, Fungi, Ascomycota, Sordariomycetes, Hypocreales, Clavicipitaceae.